This is a messenger RNA of Lytechinus pictus (painted urchin), 7058 nucleotides long. Its product is annotated as long-chain-fatty-acid--CoA ligase 1-like. Bases 303 to 2363 code for a protein of 686 amino acids. Lineage: Eukaryota; Metazoa; Echinodermata; Echinoidea; Temnopleuroida; Toxopneustidae. Gene Ontology annotation, biological process: long-chain fatty acid metabolic process. Gene Ontology annotation, cellular component: endoplasmic reticulum; membrane. The record is from RefSeq and is a predicted model, not a curated record. The transcript has 23 exons. Gene Ontology annotation, molecular function: long-chain fatty acid-CoA ligase activity.
UGCAUAUCCGCAGCAGCCACACCGAGCCACACACACACGGGCCACAUGCACACGCCCGGCCCCGCGCCCGCGCCCCACCGGCCGCCGUCGCGCCCCAUAUACCGGCAUAGCGCAGCAUCGGCCCGAACGAAACGAUAAUAUCCGAGUAUGAACUAUGAUUCAUAGCUGUUGACCAUCGCAUCAUCGUGUACAAGCAGUGGAAUUUUGCAACAAUCCUUGCAUUAUUUGGACAGUGUCACCGACCAGUCCAGGCUAUCUAUUAUAUUGAAACAGACGGCAGCUAGCAGGAGGGAAUAGGCAAGAUGCUGGAUCUCUAUGAGAUUCUAAGGGAGCCUGCAGUGUAUGGCACGCUGGGCGUGGUGGUGGUUGCUGCACUUCUUGAUCUCUUGCGUAGGAGAAAAGAGAGAUUCCUGAUGGCUUCGCCGGUUGAUCUCAAGCACCAGUCCAUUGAGUUGCCUGGAGAAGAAAGGGUUCAUGUCUCGGCCCUUACUCCAGAUAGGAAAUUCAUAACAUAUAUGCAUGAAAAUGCUAGAACAGUCUACCAGGCAUUCAUGAGGGGCAAAGCAUUGGAUGGUGCAGCAGAUUCUAUGGGAUCAUGUACAGACAAAGGCUCUGUUGACUGGAUAAGCUUUAAUGAGGUAUACGAAUCAGCAAAGGAAAUUGGAUCUGGGUUAAUCCACCUUGGACUCAAGCCAAAGUCAGAGGCCCUGGUAGGGAUCUAUGCACAGAACAGACUUGAGUGGGGACUAUUUGAGAUAGGAUGCGUUACAUAUUCUAUUGUCAACGUUCCACUCUACGACACACUAGGACCUGAUGUCUGCUCUUACAUCAUAAACCAAGGUGAUAUUUCCAUCGUUGUAUGUGACACUUCAAAGAGAAUCUCAGCCGUUUUGGAGAAGGCAUCAUCGAGCCCUUCCUUGAAGAUCAUCAUUGGGAUGCUGCCCAAAGAAAUUACACCUGAAGUCAAACAGCAAGCCCAGGAUGCCAACGUACAGAUCAUCACACUUCAAGAGCUGAAGGAACUUGGAAAGAAACAUAUGCAGGAUCCAUCACCUCCAGAAAAAGAUGAUCUAUUUACAGUCUGCUACACAAGCGGAACAACUGGCAAUCCUAAAGGUGCAAUGUUAACACAUGCAAACAUAAUAGCUGCAGGAGCGGGAUUGCAAAAAGCUUGCUAUCCUGCGCUAGAAUUCCGUCCAGGUCAGUGCCACAUUUCUUACCUCCCGUUAGCUCACAUGUACGAGAGACUCAAUUGUCUGAUGACAUUCAUGCAUGGUGGGAAGAUAGCUUUCUACCGCGGUGAUGUGAAGGUGAUUAUUGAUGACGUCAAAAUGGCUAAACCAAGUGGUUUCUGUUCUGUACCAAGGCUUCUCAACAGAGUUCAUGAUAAGGUUAUGCAAGGGGUGAAUGGAAGUAAUUGGAUCAAGAGGACGAUAUUCAAUAUGGGUAUGAAGAGCAAGAUGGCCGACCUCGAGAAGGGAAUAUGCAGGAAUACCACCAUGUGGGACAAGUUAGCCUUCAAGAGAAUCCAGGGUGUUCUUGGUGGUAACCUUGAGGUAGUUUUCUCUGGUGCCGCACCCCUCUCACCAGAAGUCAUCUCAUUCUUAAGAUGCGUGCUUGGAGUUCCAGUAUUGGAGGGCUAUGGGCAGACAGAGUCGGCAGUCAUUAGUACAUUGACCUUGCCUGGAGACCAUGCAACUGGCCACGUUGGGCCACCCCUCGCUUGCUGUGAGAUCAAGCUGAUUGAUGUGCCUGAGAUGGAAUACUACGCCAAAGAAAACAAAGGAGAAGUCUGUUUCCGUGGAGCAAAUGUUUUUAGAGGUUACCUUAGCAACCCUGAGAAGACGAAAGAAGCUCUUGAUGAUGAGGGAUGGCUUCAUUCUGGUGACAUUGGCAUGUGGCUUCCUAAUGGAACACUGAAGAUCAUCGACAGAAGGAAAAAUAUAUUCAAGCUUUCACAGGGUGAGUACUUAGCACCAGAGAAGAUUGAGACUGUGUAUUCGUCCUGUGCUCUCCUUCAGCAAAUAUGGAUCUAUGGAGAUAGUUUGCAGGCCUAUGCCGUAGCUGUUGGAGCCGUGAACCCUGAGACCCUACCUGCUUGGGCCAGUAAGAUGGGCGUCAAAGGCUCCUUAGAAGAACUCUGCAAAAAUGAGAAAGUAAAGAAAGGCAUCUUGGAUGACCUUAUGAAGAUCGGAAAGGAGGCUGGACUCAAAGCAUUUGAACAAGCCAAGUACAUCCACUUAUAUCCAGGUACAUUUGAGAUUGAUAACGGCUUGAUGACCCCGACGCAGAAGCUCAAACGAGUUGCCCUUAGGAAGUUUUUCACCAAAGAACUGAAAGAGAUGUAUCCAGACACUAUGUAACCAGUCCCUGUAAACACCAUUUGAAACUCUGGCAGACUCUGUGAGAAACCCUGAUAGACAUUGUUCCAAUAUCUUACAGACACUGUGUCAAACCCUGACAGAUGCUGUGUGAUACCUCAUAGGCACUGUGUCACACAUGACAGACACUGUGUCAAACACUGACAGAUGAUUUGUCACAUCUGACAGACACUGUGUCAAACAAUGACAGACACUGUGUCAAACCCUGACAGACACUGUAAAAAACUGUUUUAUACUCUUGACAGAUGCUGCAUCAAUCCCUGAAAACAUAUUGUAUCAUGUUAACCUGGGGAGCGUUUCAUCAACAUUUUGUCCAACAUGUUGUCAGAUCUGACAUCUUUCCUUGAUUUUGAUUGGCUGAUAAGCAAUGUUACUAUGGUAACUGUCGGAUAAAAUAGGACUUGUCGGAUAAAACGUCUGACAAGUCCUUUCAUGAAACGCUCCCCUGAUCAUACACAGAUUGAAGGCCAAGAAGCACCACUCUGGGAGAUGCCUUGUUUAAUGACAUCUGUUUGUAAUGUAGCAAAAAAUAUUUCUAUGCAACAAAAAAAAAUGAAAAUCAGGAUUUCUUUCAGAUGAAGUGUGUAUUGGUCUUCCUUUUGAAAUUGUCUGCUUGUACACAGCUUUUAAAAUGUAACGCAGUAUGUCCUUUCAUGAAAUAGUUACCUACAAAGUACAAACAUGUUUCCUUUGACACAGAGGGGUAUCAACAGAGUGGAAAUAUAAAUUAUGUUUGAUAAAGAUCAAGCAUAUAGAGGAAAUUCAGUCACUUUAUUGUAAAAAGGCUUUCAUUGAAGAUAACAGCCCUAGGCUGAAUUUGAUUGAAUAUAAUUUAACAUUUGAUAUACGGUUCUUUAUAGUUGAGAUGAAUUUUGAUAUAGAUAAUAUUACAUGCAACUUUCUUGUUUUGUUGAAUGUUUUUGCACCCGUUUGAGGAAUAUUCUGUUCAGGUCUAGUCUUUUCCAGUAUACCUGUCCAAGUGACGAUUGUUAUAGUACUUUAUCAUGAUUGCCUUAUAUAAUGAAUACUGCUGAAAAGAACAUAAACAUGUUUUGAAAUACCUAUAAUCAUAUUUAUGCAUUAUUUCAUUGUGAUAGAAAAUGAUUUUAUUAUAUUUAUAUUUUAUAAAGUGUAGAUAGUUUGAAAUAGAAGUACAAAUAAUUUGAAUUUGGUAUCUUUCUAAACAUAUGUAAUGUACAAAUAUCUGACACAAAUUGCUUUUGAUUACAAACCUACAAUAUGAGCUCCUUUGCUGAUUCUAUAUGAUUCAAGGUGUUUAAUGAUUGCAUGAUGGGAAAAUGAUUUCUCUUCAAAUACUGAGAAUGAGUAUUGCAUGAUUUAUAAAUUGUGGUGUUAGAGUAGAUCUUGGUUUUGAUGGUAUUGCUAGCAUAAACGGAAGUAUUUGUUGAGGCAUUGUGGUGUAGCAGUUCUGACUUCCAUCUUGUAAUCAGAGGGUCGUGUGUGCAAAUCCCACCGCGGCCCUGUGUACUUUGGCAAGGCGUCAAUCCAAACUCUGCCACUCUCCAUCCAGGCGCUACAUGGGCACCUGGUAGGAUGCGCAACCCUAUUUGAUAUGCGUAGCGAUUGAGGUUUGACACAUAUUUGUUGGAAUGCUCCCCAGGGAGUGGAAUAAUUGCAUACAUGUGUGCAGAAUACCUUUACUAUUAUAUCAUGUAGGUGUUGAGGUGUUGAGGUGUUUUAGAGCACUCAGAGCGUGCUGCUGAAUGGAGUUUCAACACUACAUGGUUUAGGGCUACGUGACAAAGCUUGACAAUUGAUCAAAGGGUUGAAUUGUACAAGUGAUUGCAUGGAUUAUUGUGUGUUGUCAAUCAUGAAAAUCAACCUUGUGAUCAAUCACUAAGCUUUAUGUCAUGAGGGCCAGGGCCCCCUUUUACAAAGAGUUGCGAUUGAUCCGAUCAAUCACAACUAUGGACGGCCAGCAAUUUCAUCAUCCAAAAUGUAUGUUUGUUCAAAAUAUUUUCUAGAUAUAAUAUAUAUGCAUAAAUUCAUCAUUCUCUUGAAAAUUCAGUGUGAUUCUAUUUGUUUACUAAGGAGAUUGUGCAAACUUCCUGUAGAAAAAAAUUAUGAUAUGGAUGGAUUUCCAUAGAGUUGAGAUUGAUUGGAUCAAUCGUAACUCUUUGUAAGAUGGGGGCCCAGGGCUUCUUUUUUCUCAUUAGGAAAAUCGGUGGUGAAAUCCUUGGUUUUUAUUGUCCGGGAACAGUGAGAAGCAUUGUUGCUAUGGAAAAUUUAAUUGAAUGAAAACCCUCAAGAGAAAGGAAGACGUCAGUUAAAAUGGUCUCUAGUACAUGUUUUCUACCACACUUAUUUUAAAAAAUAGAAUGAAAAAAUAGAAUUUAAUGAAAACCCUCAAGAGAAAAGAGGACAUCAAUUAAAAUGGUCUCUAGUACCUGUUUUCUAACACCCUUAUUUUUAGAAAUAGAAUGAUUAGCGUCUACUGACAGUGUGCGCGCUCUACAAAUAUACACUAUUAUUAUUAUUACCAAUAUUGAUUGUGCCUUUACAUAACGUCAAACUGAACAUGUAUUCUAAAGAUGCACAGGCUUCCCUUCUUUAUGGAAAUUUUUGUAUAAUGUCGGCAAGUAUAAAAUAUUGAAUCCACAGACCUGCCAACCAGUACGUUUUAGCCGUAUUUAGUACGUUUUUUUUUUUUUACAAAAAUCAUAAUUUAUUGAGAAAAAUCAUCUCUAUAUGUCUCUAUUUCAUAUAACAUACACAAAUAUGGUUAUUAGAUCAAUGUAAUUUCAGGUAACUUUUUUUUUUUUCAAUCAUUUUGUAAAAACCAGGGUGAGAUAUACACAAGUUUCAAUGUGUUUUUUUUUCAUCUGCAAGAGCAGUGCGCAUUUCAGCUUGCAUGCAGCUUGAGCACCGUGAUGGGCGAGUGCGCCAAGCAUUUGAUUAUGAAAUACACUUUUUUGGGAAAAAUACAAAAUAUUUAUCUCACACGGUAAAAAUACUGAUUUUUUUGUCAAAAUACUGAUUUUGGGGGAUAAGAAUACUGAAAAUGCAAAAUACAACUUGGCAGCUCUGGAUCCAAUACAUUUGUUGUUGUGCAUGUGUCAACGAAAUAUUAGAUUUAGUGGUUGGUAUGAAUUGCUGUGUUUAAGCCCAACUAUAAUACUGGGUUACUCCUCAUAAAUGAAUAAGAACAGCUUCAGAGCUCCAUUUCAUAGGAAAGUUACUAUGAUGCAAGUCUUUCCAGAAUGUCAACUAUCAUGAGAACAGUGAAAAUUCAGCUUUUUGAUUGGCUCUAAAAGAUCAUAUUCCAGCAAGGGUUGCUAUUAAAGCAACAUCUUAUUCAACAGGGCACAGGUUUUUAUUUAGUCGGUUAUUAAUCAAUAUUCAUUUUUCUACCGAUACCAUAAAUGGGCUAUACAUUGCAAAAUUUACUUGUUUUGAAAUUUUGGAAUUUUCAAAAAAAAAAAAAAGUGCAGUCAAUUGUGUAGGUCCAUGUCAUAAAAAUGGUAGAGGUUGUAUUAAUAUUGUAUCACUAUUACAGUUAUGUGGUGUCAAAUCACAAGAUCAACAUAAGGACGUACAAUAUUUUGAUAUAAUCUUUUGCCACUAGUUAUAUUUGCUGAAAAUGAAAUGAUUACCAUCUUUUGUGUGCAAUAAGAAAAUGAAUAAUUCAGGUAUAUUUAGAGUGAUCAUGCCAGCUUUAAUAAUUUCAGGCAUUAUAAAAGAAACAUUGUAUUGAUAUUUACCUCUUGUCAGGUGGUUGCAUUCUUUAUGAAUCAUUUAGACUCAAGCGAUGUUCUACAAUGUUAAUGUCAGUUUUAUUGUGAUUUAUUUAAAGUGAAUACCUGUAUGUAUUUAUUAUCAUGGAAUUUAAUUUUGAUGUUGAAGAAAAUAGUUAAAUCCAUAUUUUCUUGAAUGUACAUGUAGUAGGGCAUAUUGAAUGUUGUUUAUUUACUCUUAAAAUAGACAUUAAUAAUAACAUUAUAGUAAGCUCUAACAGGAUUUUUUAAAGGCUCUGUAUAGAUGUUAUUAUUAUUUAAUUAAGAAUGAAAUAUGCAGGAAAUGUUUCCUAAACAUUCCAUUGAGUGUUUUUUUUUUUACUUUGCAAAGUCUGUAUAUUUGACCUAUUUUCCUCACCAUCUAGGUCACAUUAAAAGGAAUUUGAUUUCCUUGAUGUGAAGAAGUCCGUCCUACUUUUUCAUCUUAAUGGUAUGAUCAUGUGACAUAAUGAGAUGAUCAUGUGACCUAAGAGAAUCAUGUGACUUAAUGAGAUGAUCAUGUUACUUCAUGUGAUGGUCAUGUAUUUUUAAGUAAAUGACCAUUAGUGUAAAAUAAGCCCAAGUUGAAUUUAUCACCAUACAUGUAAUAGAGGUUUUUCUUUUAGAUGACCAAAGAUAUUCUUUCUAUAGGCCUUCAAGUAAACUCUACACACUGACAUUUCCUAUUGUACCUGCUUUGUUGGUUUUUACCAUAAAUUCUGGAUGCAAGCUUAUGUUGUUAUAUAUUUCAAGACAGUGAAACAGAAUUUUAGUUUACAGUAUCUAAAGGCAGCGAGUAUGAAUAUUGGUGAAAUCCUCAACUUUAAUGUGAUAAAACUUGCCUUUUUCACUUUGUGAUCGCUGCGCUCUUUCCAAUUUCUAUUCUUCUUUACCAGUACGGAGAAUAAUUUCCUGUGAUUAAAUCAUUGAAAAUGUCUCAAAA